Messenger RNA from Periophthalmus magnuspinnatus, 4771 nucleotides. It is a transcript of the gene mid2, whose product is annotated as midline 2. The coding region runs from base 362 to 2674 and encodes 770 amino acids. Gene Ontology annotation, molecular function: zinc ion binding; protein binding. The record is from RefSeq and is a predicted model, not a curated record. The transcript is spliced from 11 exons. Lineage: Eukaryota; Metazoa; Chordata; Actinopteri; Gobiiformes; Gobiidae.
GGAGUGUUUAGGAGAAGGAGCGGGAGAAGGAGUGGGAGUGCGCGCGCCGUUACGCACAGUCGACUUGGACAGUUCCAGGAUGUGUUUAACAACUGUUAAUGAGCAGACGGAGGAUCAGCAGAGCAGAUAGUGUGUGGGGCGGUUCUACCCUGCGCUCAGUGGAGCAGCCCCGUCAGGGACCACAACAGACGCGGACAGAGAGUGAUCCAAGCCCCAGACUCGGACUCUGGGUCAAACUUCAGACGUUUGGCAUUUUACUGCGAGCGGAGGUCAAAACCUACAGAGACUUGAGACGGAGCGCGGAGGUUACGGGCCAGCUUCUGUGGGAAUUGAUGUCACUCUUGGAUUGGUUUAAUUGAAAAUGGAAACACUGGAGUCUGAGCUAACGUGCCCGAUCUGCCUGGAGUUGUUUGAAGACCCUCUGCUGUUGCCCUGUGCCCACUCUCUGUGUUUUAACUGUGCCCACCGUAUCCUGGUGUCUCACUGCUCCACCAGCAAACCUCUCGAGUCCAUCUCCGCUUUCCAGUGUCCCACGUGCCGCUACGUCAUCACGCUGAAUCACAGAGGGCUGGAGGGCCUAAAGCGCAAUGUGACUCUGCAGAACAUCAUUGACCGCUUUCAAAAGGCCUCCCUCAGUGGCCCCAACUCCCCCACCGAGAGCCGCCGCCUGCCGCCCCCGCAGCGGCCCUACACCGCCACCAUCAGCGCCAGCAUAGGCACCAUAGGCACCCUGGGCGGCGGCAGCGGCACCAGCGGAAGUAGUGCCCGCGGCAGCCCGGCCACUUCCAGCCACUCGCACUCGCUUGCCAACCACAGUAACCACACCAACCACAACAACGCCAACCACAGCCCGGCGGUCAUCGCCAAGAUGGACUAUCGCAUUAGCUGCCAGUUCUGUGAGCAGGACCCUCCCCGAGAGGCGGUGAAGACGUGUGUGACAUGUGAAGUGUCAUACUGUGACCGCUGCCUGAGGGCCACUCACCCAAACAAAAAGCCCUUCACCAGCCACCGCCUGGUGGAACCUGUCCCAGACACGCACAUCCGAGGCCUGACCUGCAUGGAGCAUGAGAACGAGAAGGUCAACAUGUACUGCAUGGUGGACGACCAGCUCAUCUGUGCCCUGUGUAAGCUGGUGGGACGCCAUCGCGAGCACCAGGUGUGCUCACUCACUGAGCGCUUCGACAAACUCAAGGCCUAUCAGAGCCCGGGCAGAGUGUCAGAGGCAGUAUUGGAGGCUUCAAAGACAAGCGCUGCGCAAACCUUGGAAAACAACCUGACCAAUCUGGUGAAGAGGAACAGUGAGCUGGAGAACCAAAUGGCCAAACUCAUCCAGAUCUGUCAACAGGUGGAGGUGAACACAGCCAUGCAUGAAGCCAAGCUGGUGGAGGAGUGCGACGAGCUGGUGGAAAUCAUCCGUCAGAGGAAACAGGUCAUCGCCGUCAAGAUCAAGGAGUCUAAGGUGAUGAAGUUACGUAAGCUGGCCCAGCAGAUCGCCAACUGUCGCCAGUGCCUGGAGCGCUCCAGUGCUCUGAUCACACAAGCAGAGCAGAGCCUGAAAGAGAAUGACCACGCACGCUUUCUACAGACCGCCCGAAACGUCGCCGAAAGGGUCGCCAUGGCAACCGCUUCCUCCCAGGUCCUCAUCCCUGACGUCAACCUCAAUGAGGCUUUUGACAACUUUGCACUGGACUUUUCCCGAGAGAAAAAGAUCCUGGAAGGACUGGAUUAUCUAACAGCCCCGAACCCUCCCUCCAUACGGGAGGAGCUGUGCACAGCCUCUCACGACACCAUCACUGUUCACUGGACGUCCGAGGAUGAGUUCAGCGUCACUUCUUAUGAGCUACAAUACACGAUCUACACCGGGCAGACCAACUUCAUCAGUUUGUACAACUCCGCAGACAGCUGGAUGAUCGUGCCCAAUAUCAAGCAGAACCACUACACGGUGCAUGGGCUGCAGAGUGGCACCCGCUACAUCUUCUUUGUCAAGGCCAUCAACCAGGCAGGGAGCCGCAACAGUGAGCCGGCUCGUCUCAAGACCAACAGCCAGCCCUUUAAAUUGGACCCAAAGACUGCUCAUAAGAAACUGCGCCUGUCCAACGACUGUCUGACCAUGGAGAAAGACGAGAGCUCUCUGAAGAAGAGCCACACCCCCGAGCGCUUCAGUGGAACCGGGUCCUACGGCGCCGCGGGCAACGUUUUCAUCGACAGCGGGUGCCAUUACUGGGAAGUGCUGCUGGGAGCAUCCACAUGGUAUGCCAUCGGCGUCGCUUACAAAUCAGCCCCCAAAAAUGAGUGGAGUGGCAAGAAUUCCUCGUCCUGGGUGUUCUCCCGCUGCAACAGUAACUUCAUGGUGCGGCACGAUGGGAAAGAGAUGCUGGUGGAAGCGAGUUUGCAGCUGAGGAGGCUGGGCGUACUUCUGGACUACGACAACAACUCGCUGUCUUUCUACGACGCCAUGAGCUCGCAGCACAUACACACCUUCGAGAUCUCCUUCCUGCUGCCCGUCGUGCCCACCUUCAUGAUUUGGAACAAGUCGGUCAUGAUCCUCUCAGGACUCCCCGUGCCAGAUUUUGUGGAGGGCAGCUCUUUGGAGCACCAGGAGCAGCAGCAGCAGCAGAUGGGGCUGUGCAGGCAGGAGUCGCCCUACUUGACCGGGAUGAAGAACUGUCACUGAGGGAAAGUACAGUGGACGUCUGGAAAAGGGCACCCGGGCUGGAGGUCAAAGGUUAAGAAGAGCUAAAGAGACUGUGCUCUCACAAAUGGGAGGAAGGAAGUGCUGGAAUAUGCACACCAUUUUUCAGUUUUGGUUUACGUCCAGCCAAUGCUUUAGUACAGGAGUGAAGAUAUGAGUAAGAUGGUUUUAUGAUCUUAGACUUUAUCGCAGUUUGAUUUCAUUUAGAGCUUUGUUUCUGCCAUAGAUGAAAAGCCCAAAUAACAUUAAUUACAAGAUAACGUAUGUUUUUUUUUUAGUUUAUCAGUGAGUUGUGGAUGUGCCUCCAUACAGUCCACAGUUGGACACUGGACAUUUGCCUUCACUAAUCUAACUUGGUGGACACUUUGUUUUUACUUUGCUUUGCUCUGGUAUCAGUGACCAUGUCGAGCUGGUUGUCCUUCAAUAAUCUUCCUCCAAGAUUUGAUCCCAUUUGUAAAGGUUUGUACUGACACUUCCAAGUUUGAGGAAGUUGAAAGUUGCUCCCUGAUAGUGGGAGCUUUGCGUCAUGUGACUACUCAACUUGUAUAAUAAGACGUUUAUGGAAUAUUAAGGUAAAAUGUGUUAUUUAAGACUAAAUUUAGGUUUACCUUUAUUAUUGGUCACAAGAAUAUUUGUGAUGCACUUUGAGGAACACUUGAGGUUGUGGUUUAAUGAACGAGGGCCACUGGCACGGCUGCUCAUUGUGUUCAGCCACCACUUGAAUAAAUAUGAAAUAUGGUUAGUUAUAACCAUAAUAACGUCUAUUGCAAUAAUACUAUUUUCUUUGAUUUCUAAUUGCUCUUUCCGCAUUCUUAAAAAGGGAUUUGAUGUUUUGAAUCUUGGUGAAAAAAAUCCUUUUUUUUGUCUGUCACUAACUGUCUGUCACUGUGUCAUGGCAUGAUGGUGUGUCCCUCUGUGCUUCGUCUUCACACACAUUUGAUUUGCUCGUCUUAGUAAAUGCAUGAUCCAUUUUUGAUCCCUUUUGCAGAUCAUUAGUCUGUGUGUAGACUGGGACAUAUCAUUUUAGGUUUGUUCAAUCUUGUGUUCACACAUUAUUUUAAAACAUGAUCAGCUGGGCUUUAAAUGAACCUUGUGUAGUCUUGAUAUUCAGGUAAUGCUCUGACAUAGACAAUCAAAUGUUCAGUGUUUUAGUGCAGACGUUUUGAUGCGUAUUAAAUACACUGGAGUUUGUGUGCUAAAACACUUUACAUUUCGGCUGGAUUUCAACAAGGAAUUAUUGACAGAGUUGUCCCAAAUGUUAUGCAGCAUUGGCUUUGCAGUGUAUCUGUUAUGAAGACUGGGGCAAUGCUUUCAUUGUUGGCUUUUUUGACAUGACGUCAGAUAUGGGGACUUUGGAAAAAGAGAACAGAUUUUCUUUUUCUGCUGUUAAAAAGAUUAGAACAUCCUUCCUGACGUCCAGAUAUUUGGCAAUGUUGUUAAAUAACAUUGGUCAGGGAGGCUCCAAUUGGCAGUGUGUUGAUUUGCAAUGUGGACUGACAAGCUCAACUCAUCUGUGCAGGCAUGCUCGGUCGGGUCACUGCAUGAUUUUCUGACCUUGCUACGGAUUCAUGCCUUUUUACCCAUCCUUAGAGUACUCUACAGACAAGGUAUUUAGUUCAUUUUUCCUCUAAAAAAAUCUCAUUUGAAACAUCCGAGUCACACAGUCCUCAUUAGCAUUCAUAUCAGAUUUGCUGUGCUCUCAUCUGUGUCCCGUCUCAAAAAUAUACAAUGAAUGAACUUCAGUAGGUUUCCACUCCUCCUUGUAGUGCAGUGUGAACCCAAGAGACAAUGCAAUAGAGUUUUUCUUUUUGGUUGGUGUCACUGGGAGAUUAUUUUUUAUGACAACCAAGAGAAAAGCGCCUCUUCUUUAGCCGUUUGGACCUUGAUGAACAGCACAAAAGAGCAGCUUUGCUGUGAGGCAAGGCUUAAUGUUUCCAUAUAUAAAAAGAGAAUUUAAGCCAGAGAAGGAUGUAAAUUAUGAGGGGAAAAUAUAUAUUAUAUAAAAUUGUAUUCUAUACAAAAUAUAAAUGAAACAAUGUUAUUUAUGUGAAAUCCAAUUAAAAGUCUGUCAAAACUUGC